Molecule: messenger RNA, 404 nt
Organism: Ambispora leptoticha
Lineage: Eukaryota; Fungi; Glomeromycota; Glomeromycetes; Archaeosporales; Ambisporaceae
Source: the annotation of a GenBank genome assembly
CAGUCAACUCAACACCAUGGAGGCAGAAUACCAGAAAUUACAAGAGCAAUUAGAAACUGCUGAAACUGCUCUGAAUAAUACCCAAAAUGAAUUAAAAGAAAAAGUCCGAUUACAAACAGAGUCAAGUCGAAAAAUUUUAGAAUUAGAAGGUAGAGUAAGCACCUUAAAAUCAACUCGGAAUAAAAGAAAAGUUGAGCAACUAAAAGCAACCAACGAUUUCGAAAAAAGAUUAAAAACCUUAGAAGGCAUUAAUCAAGAACUCUCCGCCGUUAAUAACCACUAUGAGCAAGAUUUAGCAGUGGCCAAAGAGGAAAAUAAUCGCUAUUCACUGGAACUAAGGGCUGCCGCCAACCAAAGGGAAAAUUUAACCCGGGAAAACCAUAAAUUAAAGAAAAAAUUAGAGG